Solanum tuberosum (potato) is the source of this 1293-nucleotide messenger RNA. It is a transcript of the gene XEGIP1, whose product is annotated as xyloglucan-specific endoglucanase inhibitor 1. NCBI's taxonomy places the organism in Eukaryota, Viridiplantae, Streptophyta, Magnoliopsida, Solanales, Solanaceae. Gene Ontology annotation, biological process: proteolysis. Gene Ontology annotation, molecular function: aspartic-type endopeptidase activity. The record is from RefSeq and is marked provisional.
AUGGUGACAUUCAAACUUCCUUUAUCUAUGCUUCUUUUAUUCCUUCUACUCAAUAUUUUUCUAUGCUCAUCUGAAGUACUAUACAUUCCAGUCACUAAAGAUGCAUCAACCCUAGAAUACAUUAUAGAAGUAGGUCAAAGAACUCCUUUAAUCCCCAUAAAACUCUUAAUCAAUCUUGGUGGUAGAAGCUUAUGGGUGGAUUGUGACAAAGGUUACAAAAGUUCAACUUACAAACCAGCAGUAUGUAAUUCCACACAAUGCACUUUUGCCAAAUCUCAUGCCUGUGGAGAUUGCAUAUUCAAACCUCAAGUGCAGCCUGGAUGUAGCAACAAUACUUGUUACAUUUGGGGUGAAAAUCCAUUGAUCAAUUCGUUUCACGAUCGCGCUGAAAUUGCUGAGGAUGUAUUGGCUAUUGGUUCUACUCCUGGUGUUCGUGUAACUUGGCCGCGGUUUAUUUUCUCUUGCCUUCUUGAUCAAGAUAUGAUGAGACAAUUCGCGAAUGGAGUCACAGGAGUUGCAGGUUUUGGACGUGAAAGUCCAGUUUCCAUUCCCAAUCAACUUGCUUUAGACUCUAGAUUCACCAAGAAAUUUGGUAUAUGUUUGAGCUCAUCUACAAAAUCUCGUGGGGUUAUUUUCAUCGGUUCUGGUCCAUAUUAUGUUUACAAUCCUAAGAAAAUCGAUAUCUCCAACGAUAUUCUCUACACCAAAUUAAUCGCAAAUACAAGGGGAGGAUUUGUGACUUCUGAAGAGUAUUAUAUCCAAGUUUCAUCCAUUCGAAUCGCGGGGCAAGACGUUCCACUAAAUAAAACAUUGUUAUCUAUUAAUAAGAAAAAUGGAGUUGCUGGGACGAGAAUAAGUACAGCUACACCUUUCACAAUUUUACACACUACCAUAUAUGAUGCUUUUAAAACUGCUUUCAUCAAGGCACUUCCAAAGAAUGUGACAAUUGUAGAGCCUCCUAUGAAACAAUUUGGACUUUGCUUUAGUUCGAAAAACAUUAAAAGCACCAACGUUGGACCAGAUGUUCCUGUGAUAGAUUUUGUGUUGCAUAAGCCUAGUGCAUUUUGGAGGAUUUAUGGGACAAAUUCAGUGGUACAAGUUAAUAAGGAUGUGAUGUGUUUAGCAUUUGUGGGACAAGACCAAACAUGGGAACCAUCGAUUGUGAUUGGAGGACAUCAAAUGGAAGAGAACCUAUUGAUAUUUGACCUUGUAGGAAGGAAUAUAGGUUUCAGCUCAUCACUCAAGCUUCAACAAGCAUCAUGCUCUAAGUACGAUAAUACCAUUCUAGGCUAA